AUGGCCCGUUGGCUUAAGUGCAAGGAGGAAGCGAUUCCAUUUUUAUACUUGGGUCUUCCCGUUGGAGGUAAUAUGUCGUCUUCGGCAAGUUGGCAGCCCAUCAUUGAGAAAUUCAAGUCUUGUCUUUCGGUCUGGAAAGCUAGGCAUCUGUCCAUCGGCGGAAGGUUAUGCCUAUGUAAAUCAGUGUUGGGCAGUUUGGGCACCUACUACUUCUCGAUGUUCAAAGCUCCUAAGAAGGUGAUUAGUACUCUUGAAAUCAUCAGAUGCCAUUUUUUCUGGGGUGGAACGGAAGAUGUAAAAAAAAUUAGUUGGGUGGUGUGGGAUCGGGUUCUUAGCGACAAGAAGAGUGGCAGGUUGGGUAUUGGGAGUUUACGCACCCUAAACCUCGCAAUGCUUGCUAAAUGGUGGUGGAGAGAGCGUACAGAGGUUCAUGCGAUCUGGAACGCGGUAGUGCGCUACUGCAACUUGACUCAAUUCUUGUCUGGCGCUAGCAGAGACAGAAGAACUGUCUGGAGCAAUAUCAAAAGUACUGAAAAGAACCUUGGCGAUAUAGGGAUCAAUAUCAAUAGUCUUCUGAUCGACGCGCCAGAUAGAAAUCGGUGGUCUUAG
This is a messenger RNA of Cynara cardunculus var. scolymus (artichoke), 609 nucleotides long. RefSeq lists its product as uncharacterized. NCBI's taxonomy places the organism in Eukaryota, Viridiplantae, Streptophyta, Magnoliopsida, Asterales, Asteraceae. The record is from RefSeq and is a predicted model, not a curated record. The transcript has a single exon. The coding region runs from base 1 to 609 and encodes 202 amino acids.